AUGGCCACAGCCCACUUGGCCGAGGAUUCUGCCUUGCUCACUAGAGCUGAAUCAGGUCACCUACCAAUGGGAGCUCUGAACCACCAUAUGUCGGGUGAUGACCCUCAGAAAUCUAACGUGGAAUUGAAACCACCAAAGGACCGGAAGAAACCUACUUCCAUGUUCCCAAAAGACACCAAAGUUACUUACGGAGUAACUGAGAACAAAAAAUUGGUUUCUAGGGUUUUCAUAGUUGUGAAAGUCGAAUACGACGAGAACAUCAAGGAACACAAACAUCAGCUGAAGCUGGAUUCCAAUAACAAGGAUGAGCCAUUGUUCGAGAAUGGCAGAUGGUUUACGGAGUCGGAACUGGAAGUAGAGUAGUGUGUCACCUCAUGCGGAUGGAACGUAGCCUAGCAAGCAUUAGCAGCCACUCGUACGAAAAUGACUGACCGG
Molecule: messenger RNA, 435 nt
Organism: Aplosporella prunicola CBS 121167
Lineage: Eukaryota; Fungi; Ascomycota; Dothideomycetes; Botryosphaeriales; Aplosporellaceae
Exons: 3
Coding region: 1-363 (120 amino acids)
Source: RefSeq, a predicted model, not a curated record